Messenger RNA from Alosa alosa (allis shad), 727 nucleotides. Its product is annotated as histone H2B 1/2-like. Lineage: Eukaryota; Metazoa; Chordata; Actinopteri; Clupeiformes; Clupeidae. Gene Ontology annotation, cellular component: nucleosome. The record is from RefSeq and is a predicted model, not a curated record. The transcript has a single exon. Gene Ontology annotation, molecular function: DNA binding; protein heterodimerization activity; structural constituent of chromatin. The coding region runs from base 121 to 498 and encodes 125 amino acids.
GAACUUUUCAACCAGGUCCGCUCCUAACAUAUAAAUAACAGCACUGCAACACUGAAGCGUCAUUGUUCAUUACCUACAUUGCAUUUGGAAAGACUUGUUUGGAGUCGACUGAUCACCGUGAUGCCUGAAGUAGCACCUAAGCCUGCCCCGAAGAAAGGCGCCAAGAAAGCCGUCCUGAAACCGGCAAACAAGAGUGGGAAGAAACGCAGGAGGACCAGGAAGGAGAGUUACGCUAUCUAUAUAUACAAGGUCCUGAAGCAGGUUCAUCCUGACACCGGCAUAUCCUCCAAGGGGAUGGGCAUCAUGAACUCUUUCGUGAGCGACAUCUUUGAGCGCAUUGCCGGAGAAGCUUCUCGCCUGGCUCACUUCAGUAAGCGCCGUACCAUCUCUUCCAGAGAGAUUCAGACCGCUGUCCGCCUGUUGCUUCCCGGCGAGUUGGCCAAGCACGCUGUGUCUGAGGGAACCAAGGCUGUCACCAAGUAUACCAGCGCCAAGUAGACGGUCAUCGUCUAUUUAAAACCAACGGCUCUUUUAAGAGCCACCCAUUUGUUGUUUAAAAGCUGUUUCCAUAGAUGUUAUUCCGUUUUAGAAGACCAUAUCUGAAAAUCUAAAACAUUAAAGCCUGUGUUGCAGGUUAACCACCACUGUUGAUUAAUGGGUACAUAAAGCACUCAAUAUGGACCCUUUCAAAGAGUUCCAUUAUCAGCAUCAUAGUUGGCCCCACAAG